UAGAUACGGCGGCGAUCUGAUCACCGGAUGCAUACUCCCGAGUAGACGGCUCCUCGGCGCCGCUUGUCCGACGUGUCAAGUCAAGUGCUGCACUCCAGCGGAACGCUCGAGUCAAGAUCCAUCGCUCGCCACCCCAGAUCUCGAGAUGCGCUGGCUGGUGGCUCAAGCUCUAGCGACGACUUGGGAGGGAAAGAGUUCGACGGAGAGCGCGAAAAGAGUGCCUGAUUCGCGGAUGCUGCCAAGCCUUGCUGGCGGAAGAUCAGACGAGCGGAUCGACGUGCCUCAUCAGCAACAUCCGGAGGAUCGGAGGGCUACAUUCGAAUGUGGUAUGCGGUCAAGUGCUGACACAGCACACUGCUCAACCGUUCAAGCGAGCGCAGGUGACGUCUGCCUUGCUGAGCUCGCCUCCUCUGGCCCCUACUCCCGACUACCUCCUCGCAAUGCACAAGGGCUCCGCCUACAUCCUGCCCCGUUCAUACAUACACAGCGUGCUUAGCGUGCUUGGAAUAUUCUAACAACCAAAGUAAUCGGCGAGCGCGGCCAGGUCGCAGAAGUGGAGGGUGUGACGGGGCUGUGGGGUCACGUCCUUAGUCCUCGCACGGCCAAAUUCGUAUGGGCGCUCGAUGUAC
Molecule: messenger RNA, 629 nt
Organism: Cutaneotrichosporon oleaginosum
Lineage: Eukaryota; Fungi; Basidiomycota; Tremellomycetes; Trichosporonales; Trichosporonaceae
Source: RefSeq, a predicted model, not a curated record